Molecule: messenger RNA, 633 nt
Organism: Fragaria vesca subsp. vesca
Lineage: Eukaryota; Viridiplantae; Streptophyta; Magnoliopsida; Rosales; Rosaceae
Product: cytochrome P450 716B2-like
Exons: 1
Coding region: 1-633 (210 amino acids)
Biological process (GO): sterol metabolic process
Molecular function (GO): monooxygenase activity; oxidoreductase activity, acting on paired donors, with incorporation or reduction of molecular oxygen; iron ion binding
Source: RefSeq, a predicted model, not a curated record
AUGGAAACUACUGCGUUCUUCAUUUCUCUGCUAGUUCCCUUUGCUGCUCUCUACUAUUUCUACUGUAAAAUUAUUCCUAGCCCCAGGCAACAAGUAGCAGGUUAUCAACUGCCGCCAGGAAGCACAGGUUGGCCCAUCAUUGGUGAAACACUCGAGUAUCUACGCACAGCCAGAAACGGUGUCCCUGAAAAGUCUGUGGCAGACCGAAGGAGAAAGUACUCUGAUGGCUCGUGCAAGGUGUUCAAGACAUCGUUGCUCGGCGAACCUAUGGCCAUGCUGUGCACCGCAGCUGGAAACAAGUUCUUGUUUUCGAACGAGAACAAAUUGGUCAAGACCUGGUGGCCUGCUAUCUUCGAGAAGUUGUUUUCGAACACUGAAAAAAUAGACUACUCCAAACAGGCCGUCCGAAAUCGCAAAGACAUAUUUCCAUUUCUCAAACCUGACGCUGUUCGAAUACAUGUACGCGUGAUGGAUCAGGUCACCAAACGCCAUUUCGAUACGUAUUGGUCGUCUCUGGAUCAAGAACAAGUGGUCAAAUUUCACUCACUAGCAAAAAAGUACACCUUAUCAUUAUCUUGCAGACUCUUCUUAAACAUCGAGGAUCCGCAGGUGAUCGCCAAGCUAGAGAAAUAG